This is a messenger RNA of Bombyx mori (domestic silkworm), 2938 nucleotides long. RefSeq lists its product as uncharacterized. Bases 650 to 2851 code for a protein of 733 amino acids. The transcript is spliced from 17 exons. NCBI's taxonomy places the organism in Eukaryota, Metazoa, Arthropoda, Insecta, Lepidoptera, Bombycidae. The record is from RefSeq and is a predicted model, not a curated record.
AGUGGUGACAUAUUGCUUUAUUGACGAUCUGAAUUCUGAAUGUGUUUACCAGAUUUACCGGACUGUGGUAUUUAUGUACCGAAUGCUUCGAUCAACAAUAGUAACUAGAUAAAGGGAUACGUACAAAAUUAAAGCAAAAACUGUCCGCGUGAAUAUAUACUUAUAUAGCUACAUUCGUUUACUAACAAACGGAGAAAAAAGUUUUGAAACACUUUUACUUUCAAACUAAUAACAACUAUGGCACCUAGUAAUAAAGUCACAAAUCUCCAAAACAUUAUCUAAUACUUACGAUCAUUCGUCACAUAAAACGAGCAAAGCAAUAAAUUACUCCUGUCACUUACCAAUAAAAAGACAUAUUUUAAACAACUUUUAAUGUUAAAUCAAUCUUAAGGUGCAACAAAUACAGUAACUUUUCCCUUAAUUGCUCUGAGAACUAACAUCGUUUUGCUUUAUUUAUUUUUGCUUCUUGAAAUGCCGAUUUCUAUUUACUACAGGAGUUACUAUUGUUGAUCGAAGACCGAAUGGGUACAAAAUUCACAACCAAUUACCAUGAAACCAAGUACAAUGUUAUGUUUUACGUUCUUUGCUUAUAAAUAAUACUAACAAUAUAAUAAAACUAUAGUCAUUUGAAGCACAUAAAAUUAUAACAAUGGAUCACAUCCGACAGUUUGAUUGGUGCUCCACACCGGCUGACGUCUAUUUUCUAACAGAAAAGGACCUGGACAAUUGUGUUACUGAGAGGAUCUUGCGUAAUAGAUAUUAUGACCCCUUAAUAUCUAGUGAUUCUGAUGAAGAAGAAAGAGAGAACAUAGAUUGGGAUAAAAUAUUUGAAAAGAAAAAAGAUAAUGAAAAACAAGGCCGUGUUUAUGUGCCUGCCCUACAUUCAUUGCCACCUUAUCCAAAGAUAUCAGCCCUUACUAGUCAACAACACUACCAAUGCCUUAAGGUGCUGUGUCAAGAGAACCCUCACAUCAUGCCUAGUUUCUUCAUUCACAGACCAACAAAACUGGACUUGAAAGUGUUUGAGCAAGUAAAAGAGACCUAUGCAAAUGAACAAAAAGAAUACAUAGAUUGGGUGAAGGGUCUCUGGGCCACUAACCACUGUAUCCGUGCACUACGUCCCAAGCCUUCCGUCGAGAUGGUUUACGAAGCCGAAUUCAAAGUCACCGCUAAUAUGAUGCAGUCGUUCCCAAAGACCUACCACCUUGUGGGCCAAAUACCAUUGGAGAUUGCAAAUGGAAACUGCGAAAUUAUACAUCUUAAAGAUUUACAAACUGUAAACAUAUCUGAGCUGCCUGAAAUAAGAUACCCAGAUGAUAUAAAAAGUAAAUUUUCCAUCUUCAAACCAUACAAUGUGCCGGAACCAUGCUACAAGCACCCUUGUAGAUUUGUACUCCCUGGUGAGAAAUCGAUGACGACGCUACCGCUGGCAGAGAUACACCGGGAGCUGGCGCAGUACGCGGGCGAGCACGGCGCGCAGUUCGUGGCCGCGGAGGGCGCGCUGCGGAGCCUCGUGCGGACCGACCGCCGCUGGGCGCUGCCCCUCACCGUCUGCAGCACCAUCGGCGUCGACGGCGACGAAUCAAACGUGAUAGUACUAGGCAACGAAUUCUCACUCAACAGAGAGCCGGCCUGCGUGAGGACUUACAAAGCCUUCAAACAUUUACUUGAGAACGCUUUGAAACAGCCGUCGACCGGGGCGCUCAGUAGCCGGGAACAAGACGCCCAGGGUUCGCUCGAGACCAGCUUCGAGGACGAGUCGGAGGACGGGUCGACCGCGGACAGCGAAGACGAGCAGCGGCUGGUCAUCGACACCGGUGACAUGGACACUGACAAGGAGCGCGACGAGAACGAGUUGGCGUCUCCGAAACGCAGCAGGAGGUCGGAGGGGGCGGACAGUGGGGGUGGGGGCGGGGGCGGGGGCGGGGACCAGCCACAGCCGGCCAAUGACGAGCUAGGAGUAUACAGCUGCACUUGUGACGAAUCGAGCUCCGCCAGGCCUCCGCCGUGCUCCUUCAGGAAGUGGCAAAUCAAUAACAAGACUCACAAAGAAGUCCACAACAUUGUGGUUCAUUGCGAACAUAGAGUCAGGCACGGCUCGCAGGAGGUGGUACUGGAGCCCAUACCGGAGUACCAGAUCGACGUGGGGGCCAGCCUGCAGGCCGCGCCCACCCGCGCCGCCCUGCUGCUGGCGCUGCUGCUGAGGCGAGACGCCGCCGCCCUGCUGAACGUCCGCGUGGAGGGUCCGACGGGGGACGUGGUGUGCGCCGAGCAGCUGUCCACUGAGCAGUUGUCCACCCAGCAGCCGUCCAGCCAGCAACCGUCCAGCCAGCAGCCGUCCAGCCAGCAGCCGUCCAGCCAGCAGCCGACCUGCCCCCGCCGUGACGUCGGCAACACUCUGGGCUGCGUGCUGUCGCAGCUCACGGGUCUGCUGCCGGGCCACUACGUGCUCAAACACGAGCCGGAGCACGGUCGCAACGCGCUGCUGCUGGCGGCGGGCGCGGGCGGGGGCGGCGGCGGGGCGUUGGGGCGGGGGGCGCGGCUGGAGCUGCAGUUCGACUGCGCGCAGCUCGCGGAGCAGGACGAGGCCGGCGUCGCCAGGACCCCGCCCACUCUAGCGCCCAUACUGCUGCCCUACCACAAGUACCGCAAGAUCCUGCCGUGCGCCUUCACGCCCUUCCAGAACCAAGUAGCCCGGGAACCGCGCAAGCCCGUCGCCAGACAGAAGACUCCGCCCCAAGCCAUCCAGUUGCACGGGGCAUCGGAGGAGGGCGCAGCUACUCGUAAGUGGCCGAAGAAAAAAAGGAAUAGGUCUCAAAGGAAAAAGAAAACGCCAAAAACUGAUUAUUAGUUAUUUAUUUCAAUAAAAAAAAAAUUAUAUAAAAUUGACAUGUUGAAGUGUUGUAUUAUAAUGAAUAAACGAAUGAUUGUUUAUACA